CCGGUUCCUCCUCACUCAGUCUCUUACCGCCACGAUGAGUCUACAAAGACUCUCAGCGUCUACAUAUUGCAUCUCCGUUAAAUUUUCUCGAGUCUUAUCAGCAGGUCUCAACGAGCUUCUCCAUGGAAACCUAACAUCAUCGACGAUUCCUUUUGCGCCAUCGUCAUCCCAUGGCCAGUGACCACUGGGUGCAGCUAUUCCUGGACGAUAACUAAAACGGCAGGAAAAUGGUGCAACUAUCACCUCAUCUCGUUUCUCGGGCUUGCCUCAGGUCCCUUCUGAGCACGAGACUAUCGUCUUUUUCUCACCCAUUUAAAAAUGUACACGAACCAGCUUGGUAGCCCAUCUCCCAAUGCCUGCUCCAAUCCACCAGAAACCCCCACUAGAACCAUACCCAAUUCCCCCACCAACACAAGCAUCCCUCGACUGGGCCCCGCUCGCCAUCAUCGACCUCUCCAAAUUCGAAGAACCCAACGGUAAACACGACCUCGCGGCUGAACUCAAAGAUGCAGUGAAACACUGGGGUUUUUGGACCAUAGUGGGUAGUGGUUUCACCCAGGAGGAGCUGGACCGCCAGCUUGCUAUUGGGAAUACGUUCUUCAAGCUCCCGCUUGAGGAGAAGAGGAAGUUCGCUUGUGAUUUCUCGGUUGGGAACUACUUUGGGUACAGAGAGCCAACGCGGUUCAUCAGUCGUACGGAUGUUAAAGAGAAUAUGGAAAUGCUGAAUGUGCCCAAGUUCACGUCAGACUAUGCUAGCAUCCCUCAGCAUCAGCUCAUCAAAUCUUAUCACGACGAGAUUGCCAAGUUCCAUCGGAGAGUAUGGGACGACGUCAUCCGGAAACUGUUUGUCCUGUUCGCGAUAAUAUUGGAACUGCCGGAGAAUUACUUUGUCGAUCGUCAUAGUUAUGAGGCGCCGUCAGAAGAUCAUCUUCGCUAUGUUGUUGAAGAUGAUAAGAAGAUUUCAGACCAAUGGACUGCUGGACAUACAGACUUUGGCUCUCUUACCCUUCUCUUCUCGCAGCCCGUUGCAGCCCUCCAAGUCAAGGAUCCCAAUAACGAGUGGAAAUGGGUCAAGUAUGUCCCAGGGGGCAUAACCUGCAACGCUGCCGACACACUGUCAUUCCUAACCAAGGGAUACAUAAAGAGUACCAUCCACCGUGUCGUCCGUCCACCUCCCGACCAAACGCAUCUUGAACGUCUCGGGCUCUUCUACUUUGCACGACCGGGUAAUGACGUACCGAUGGUCCCCGCUCCGAGUCCUGUGCUCUUCCGCGAAGAGUUGAUGACUGAAAAUGAAACAAAGGUCACUGAGGAUUCGGUCAGUGGGUAUGAGUAUGUUCGUGCGAGAGUGAAGAAUGUGCAUGACCGGAAGGCGACACGUAUUGCUGAGAAUAACCCGGAUGCGAUGUUCCAGGUCAAGAACCUGACGGUGCAGGACUAUUACGUCUGA
Desarmillaria tabescens is the source of this 1450-nucleotide messenger RNA. RefSeq names its product gibberellin 2-oxidase. NCBI's taxonomy places the organism in Eukaryota, Fungi, Basidiomycota, Agaricomycetes, Agaricales, Physalacriaceae. The transcript has 9 exons. Bases 353 to 1450 code for a protein of 365 amino acids. The record is from RefSeq and is a predicted model, not a curated record. Gene Ontology annotation, molecular function: 2-oxoglutarate-dependent dioxygenase activity.